UCUCAUCGGAAUCUCAGAGCAGCAUUGGACGCUGAGCUCUCGCAGGUAAAGGGGGUCCCUCUCUACGGAUUGGAAUUCUCCGUCUUUCGGGUUCUUGGGGUUUCAUUCUGUCAUUUCUAUGGAAUGAGAAGUGCUCUCUUUGAAUUUGUGUAUCGCGAGGAUACAUACAGAAUGUAUGUUCCGCUAGGGGAAAAGGCAUUCAGCUUACCUUAGCAUCAAGUCGGUUCUUUUGCGCUUCUCGGUGCUGAGAGUCCAGCUGGGUGCGUGGCUUCUUGCUUCAAAAUCUUCACUUUGCGUUGUUCGUAUCUGACUUUUGUCGAACAUCUUGCAUUCGUGUCGCUUCCUGGCCCCGUUGGAAGGUUCUUCUUUUCGUUUAAUUGAGCUGAGUUUCCUCUGGUCUUUAUCGUGAUUGUCAAGGUGUGGUUUUGAGUAAUAAGUAAUGACCCAAGAAAGGAUUGUAGGUGGAUGUUUCGAAGUACUUAACUCGGGAAGCAAUGGAACAGUUGUAUAGUUGCAGAGAAAAAUAGAAUUUGAGUGUGGAUGAAGAGGAGUCACAUACUCGGUGAAUUGUUAAAGCCUCUCGAUUUGCUUGCCUCAGGUUCUGUGUGAAUAUGCUCAGAGAGGCUUUUAGACCUGUUGAAACCCACUUUAUUAGAGCAAGCACCAAGGAUAGAGAUCUGAAAGGUUCCAACAGCAAUAUUGCAUUUUCUAUGACCAAGAAUGAGUCCCAAGAUAAUCUCAAUGAUGGAGAUUCAGUACUGCAUCCUCCACAUGUCAGAUUCCAAAAAUUUGGUGUGGGAGUAUCCAGAAGUCCUUUCAGUGUGAGAUUGGUACUUCACAGGAAAUCAAGUUUCAGGAAUAGGACUAAGAAGAGACCUGAUGCAGUACUUGGAGGUGGUUCAUCCCAUGAAUUGCUUGAGGGGGGAAGGCAGUCAAAUCUUACGCAAAUGGAUCUCCUAUUAAAUCUUAGUCUUUCAGGUGAACAUUGUCUGUUAAGAAAUGAUCAUGAGUUAUAUCAAGAACAUCUCAAGCCAGGAUAUAGGCUCUACGAUCAGCAGAACUUUGAUCUACCCAUAUGUUACUCUAGCAAGGUAGAAGAAAUGAUGGCAUUGCCAGAAAGUAUGAGACAAGCUUGUGACUUAUUUUAUUCUCCCCCCAGAAGGACAAUGAUAGGUCGCAGGAAAAAACUUCUCAUUCUUGACAUAAAUGGGCUUCUUGCUGAUAUAGUUUCUCCACCUCCAAAGGAGUGCAAGGCAGAUAUCAAAAUUGCUAGGCGGGCAGUUUUCAAGAGACCAUUCUGCACAGACUUCAUGAAAUUUUGUUUUGAGAGAUUUGAUGUGGGCAUUUGGUCAUCAAGGACCAGGAAGAACGUUGAGAAAGUGGUCGAUUAUCUCAUGGGGGAUAUGAAGCGUAACCUACUCUUUUGUUGGGAUCUCUCUCAUUGCACCCCCACGAGGUUCAAUACACUUGAGAACAGGCACAAGGCUCUGGUUUUUAAAGAAGUGAGAAGAAUUUGGGAGAAGUAUGAUCCUAAUCUUCCAUGGGAAAGGGGCUACUACAAUGAAUCUAACACAUUAUUAUUGGAUGAUUCUCCUUACAAAGCUUUGCUUAACCCUCCGCACACUGCCAUCUUCCCCCGGUCAUUCAGUUUUCAGAAUAAGAGCGACACUUCGUUAGGUCAUGGAGGCGAUCUUCAAGUUUACCUGGAAGAGUUAGCAGCUGCAACUGAUGUACAGAAGUACGUAGCGCAACACCCAUUUGGUCAAAGAGCAAUCACAGAGGGAAGCUCAUCCUGGGGCUUCUACCUGAGGGUCCUCAAAUCAGUAACUCGCCGAUAUAACACUUGCCUGUACCAUCAGCCUUGCCUGAGAUGUUGAAACUUGAUCGGGUCAUCGUCAGGCUCAACUAACUGAAUCGUGAUAGGCAUCUUUAUGUUUUCUUUUUCUGCCUGAUUGCAUCAAUUCUCUUCAACUCAGAGAAUUAAGUCACGGUAAGACGCCGAUUGGAGGUCAAAUCAUUGAAGAAACAGAUGUGUUUUCGGGAGUGGCUUCGGGUUAUUUCAAGGAGAGAGCAGGUCUUCAUUGACCAGGGCGCAACACAUUGAAGGGUCAGUAGAAACUAUACUUGUCAUAUACUUCCGAAACAAUGAAUCUGAACGGUCCCAUUUUGUAUAGGACAUGGAAUGGUGAUCAUACAAAAACAUUUUUUUAAUCCAUACUUUGAUAAGUCAGCGUUAA
This is a messenger RNA of Punica granatum (pomegranate), 2237 nucleotides long. Lineage: Eukaryota; Viridiplantae; Streptophyta; Magnoliopsida; Myrtales; Lythraceae. The record is from RefSeq and is a predicted model, not a curated record.